Scomber japonicus (chub mackerel) is the source of this 341-nucleotide messenger RNA. RefSeq names its product immediate early response 3 interacting protein 1 (gene ier3ip1). Gene Ontology annotation, biological process: endoplasmic reticulum to Golgi vesicle-mediated transport. The transcript is spliced from 3 exons. The record is from RefSeq and is a predicted model, not a curated record. Gene Ontology annotation, cellular component: Golgi membrane; endoplasmic reticulum membrane; COPII-coated ER to Golgi transport vesicle. NCBI's taxonomy places the organism in Eukaryota, Metazoa, Chordata, Actinopteri, Scombriformes, Scombridae. Bases 17 to 265 code for a protein of 82 amino acids.
AGAAGAAGUUGCCAGCAUGGCGUUUACAUUGUACACUCUCCUCCAGACUGCCAUCCUUUGCACUAAUGCAGUCGCUGUACUGCAUGAAGAGAGGUUUCUCAGUAAGAUGGGCUGGGGUGUUGAGCAUGGAGUUGGAGGUUUUGGAGAUGAUCCAGGAGUCAAAGCCCAGGUCCUCAACCUCAUCCGCUCUGUCCGGACUAUCAUGAGAGUGCCUUUAAUAAUAGUGAACACAGCCUCCAUCGUGCUGCUGUUGCUGUUUGGUUGAUGGCCAGCCGGCAGUUCACCAAGUGCCAAAAUGAAGCCAGAGGAUCAGACACAUGUGGCAAGGAACAACUACACAC